AUGAAAAUCAGAUCAAAAUGGGAUCACAGAUGCGAGAUCCAAAGUUUCAAAUCUGAUUCGGCACGUCUAUUCAAGGCGAGAACAGAUCCUGUGCGGCUACUCUCGAGACGGAACUGGAAUAAAUCUCUCCAACAUCCAGGUGUGUCACCAGAUGGACAUUGUAAACACCCAACUGAACCCAAUGUGAACAACAGCGCCUCUGUUUGACCACAAGCACGGCAUAACAACUGCCGCGAAAAUGCCCCUGGAUUUUAUGCCCACGCCUUCAGUAUCUCCUGCACGAUCAAGGAACAAGUGUCUUCGUGCAAGUAUACUUCUCACAAUAUGGUACCUUUCCUCAUCUGCAGCUGUGAUCCUCACUAAGUCGCUCUUUUCGGGCUUGCACCAGCGACUCCCUCCAUUCCCGUUUGGCCUCACAUUGACCGCCACUAAUAAUAUUGUAGCAGGAUUAGCUGCUACCUUGCUUUUUGGCCAGCCUACAGAGCUUCACAGGGACAGCAAUCUCAACCGCCUCGCAGUCAUAAUUGGUGCGACGACGGCGGCAGAGAUAGGCCUCUCGAACAUUGCCUUGAAUUUACUGUCUGUUUCGUAUGCCACAGUUCUGAAAGGGAUGGCACCAUUUUUCGUGAUGGCAUGGGGGGCCUUACUGGGGGUUCAACGCCUCCACAUUGGUCUAAUCUUGACAAUGGCUGCGAUCGCCGUCGGACUAGCCCUUGCUGUGGCUGGGGAGGCGGAUGCCGUAACUGCCACUAUAUCUCAAUUUAUGAAAGCAGGGUUUUUGGCUCAACUUUUUUCAGCCCUUCUGUCAGGGUUUCGAUGGAUCCUUACACAGGUAUUCGUAAAAGGAGAGAGUGUGAAUGGAACUCGCGUGGCCGCUGCUCUCAACAUUCGACCUCCCUCGCGUGAUAUGUCUGCUGUUCAAACUAUUCGGCUCACUGCCCCGUAUACGUUGUUUUGGGUUCUUCCCUUUGUAGCUGUGAUCGAAGGAAGGUCCCUCAUUCUCUGGGUGCGGCAUGCUAAUUUCAUGGAUCUAGUCAAUUUGGGUACCGUACUGACAAUUAUUGGCGUAUGUGUGUAUACGCUGUUGUGGGCUGAAUAUGAACUGGUCAAGGUGACGUCUUCCUUGACUGUUUCAGUUGCGUUUGUGAUGAAGGAAGUGAUUGUUCUGUUUGCUGGCUCGAUGAUUUUCAACGAUCGGCUCUCCAAACUUACCUUUGUAGGGUUUGUCAUCGUCCAAUGCGGCAUAUUAGGGUAUGGAUGCCUACCGCGCGAAACACACAUGAAAAAAGACACCGUUUCGCAGACUUGAUCUCGUCCAGGAUCAGCGAAUUUGGUCGAUUUCAGUAUGCUUUGCUUUGUCGAUCUGUGCUGGAGCUGUCGGAUGGUCGGAAAUUGUGUGUUUCCGACAGCAAGGCGAAUUGUUGGUGUCGUACACGUACUUCCUAUAGCGAAAUGAAGUUGACACCUAGGCUGAAUAUGUCAAAAAGCUUUACCCUGAAGCAGCCUUCCAUGAAGUCGGAGAGCACCUCACAUACCCUUCCGGACUGGCUCUUCGUGCAAUAUGUUAGAGACUGCUCUGUGCCAGAAUACAGCUACAGUAGAAUAUGGAUGCCUUGUGAGUGUGCUGCGUGUUAUGGGAAUAGCCUGCGCCUGAAUGGAUAUCUCGCAGAGCUGAGGCGGAGCUACCCCAGAAGGCGCAACACUGUUUCCUAUUGGACGACGGCCGAAGUCGAGCUGCAAUGAACGCAGCUGCGCGGACAAUCUCGGCGAUAUCCACGGUGAAAAAGUUCUAGGACUUUUAUUGUACAAGAAGCGAAUACGGACAUGUUCAAAUAAACUGCAAAGUGUUUCGGCGUGU
This is a messenger RNA of Chondrus crispus (carragheen), 1858 nucleotides long. RefSeq lists its product as hypothetical. The transcript is spliced from 4 exons. The coding region runs from base 1 to 207 and encodes 68 amino acids. The record is from RefSeq and is a predicted model, not a curated record. NCBI's taxonomy places the organism in Eukaryota, Rhodophyta, Florideophyceae, Gigartinales, Gigartinaceae.